GACAAAGAAUUCCAGCCUGUCAAGACCUUUUUUGGAUCCUGAUUUGGUUAUCCGUCGUUUUAGCUACCCAUCCCAGCUUUGUGUCAACUGAAGGUUUGAUAAAUAUUCACAUCUGUGCCCUUUUAAAAUUGUUGAACAAGACCAAACUGAGGACCAAACCCUGCAGGCCAUCACUGGAUACCACUCAACAUAUAUUUUACUUCAACCUGUUAAGCAGUACUCUGACCAUGAUGUUCAACUGAUCUACCUAAUUGUUCUGUUUUGUUCACAAGGAUGUUGUGAGAGACUUUCCCGAAUGCCUUAUUGAAAUACAAAUACCCAAAAGGCAAUACAGUAUUAGUCUGUAAUGAUUUGAUACCUAGUGAUCAUAGCUCUCCUUUCUGAGUCAAUUUAAUAAAUCCAGCCAAAAUUUUGGCUGGAAUAGAUGUCAAGUUCACUGGUCUAGUUUGAGGAAUCUACUCUUCUUUCCACUUCUAAAAUCAAGACAGCAUUUGCCUACUUCCAGUCUUUAGCACCACUCCUGUAUGCCAGAGUUCCUCAGAUUACUAGCAGCAGUCCAACAGUCUCACCUGGAAAAUCUCUGUGAAGCAAAUAAGCAACAUGUAAGAUGUCAGAAAUGCUUGGAAUUUGGACACUGGACUUAUGAAUGCACAGGAAAAAGAAAAUACCUACAUAGGCCUUCAAGAACAGCAGAACUAAAGAAAGCUUUAAAAGAAAAAGAAAACAGAUUAUUAUUACAACAAAGCAUUGAAGAAAAUAAUGUAGAAAGAAAGACCAAAAAAAAAAGGUCUAAGAGUGUAACCAGUUCCAGUAGCAAUAGCAGUGACAGUUCAGCUAGUGAUUCCUCAUCAGAAAGUGAAGAAACAUCUACCUCAUCCUCCUCUGAGGACAGUGAUACUGAUGAAAGCUCCUCCAGUUCAUCAUCUUCAGCCUCCUCCACAAGCUCUUCCUCGUCCUCUGAUUCAGACUCAGAUUCCAGCUCUUCCAGUAGUAGCAGCACCAGCACGGAUAGCAGCUCUGAAGAUGAACCACCAAAGAAGAAGAAAAAGAAAUAGAAUCACUCUACCUUAUUGGACUGAUGGACCGAAAACUUUAAUCUGAUUCUCAAAAGGAAAUUUAGAAUAUGUUAAAACCAAAUAGGUUAACGGGCCAAAAUUUUGAGAGUGCAGAAGUUUCUAAAUGUUUUACAUUGUAAGAGCAUAAGAAGUAUUAAUGGAUUAUAGAUAUACUUGUUUAUUUUAAGGGUGAAUCUUGUAUUUCUUUUUUAUCUUUAAAAUAUAUCUCUAAUGAGUAAUCAAAAGCUGAAAUCCAACAAAUCUGUUUUUGUGAUAAAACUUACCUUUUUUUCCUGUAAAAUGAAUACCAUACUUUGUUAUAUGUUAGUGUUAUGUAUAAGAAGUAUUUUCAGGAUAAUGCAUCAGAAUAUCUGGCAGUGAAUUUCUAAUGCUUUUUGCUGUGUGUUAUUACGUCAGAUUUAAUACAUUGUUAAAGCUUAGGGGUUUUCCUACUGUCAAUAAAUGUGCUCUAUUUUUAUGUUUGUUCAGAAAGUUAUUUUGACUUCUGUCCUAAAUGAAAAGUUCAAGGAACUUAUUAAUAUAUUUCUACCUUUUUGAUGGUACAAGUUUCAAGUUACUGUAUUGUAUUAUUCAUUUUCUUGUGGUUCUUAGAGUAACACUUUUCUGAGGAAUAUUAUUCUAGAGGAACUUAAAAAGGAACAAAAUUUGGAACUACUGAGGAAUCUUGGUGCCUUUUGAUAAAUUGAGUGUAUCUGAAAACAGUCAUUUAAAAGGCUAACAAGUAAAAGUGAUAUAUCCCUGGGUGUUAUAUGCUAUAAAAGAUACCAUUCAAAGGGAACAAGAAAGUAGGAGGAAGAAAGGUAAUUUUUACAGAAAAUGAGGGCCAUGUUGAUUGCCUUUUAUUAAGAUUUUUUUUAAGCUUUCAUAAUGAUUGCCUUUUACCAUUUUUGUGAUUGCAGUAGGACAAUGUGGUAACUGGUCAUAUACAACAGUCUACUGCGUAAAUCUGAAAGACUUGGAUUAAUCUGGUGUAUUAACAUAGCAUAUACAUACUUGAAAUCUAGCAUGAAAUGUUUAAAAAUACUGCACAAUAUUUUCUCAAAGUAAAUUUCUCUGCUGUGGUGAAAUUAUUUACUUUAACAUCACGCAUUAUUCUGUGAUGUUUUUUGAACUUGAGAAAAAUACAUCAUUUGUAGAGACAUCUUGAUUUGGGUUCCAUAUAGGUUUUUAAAACUAUGAUUGUUGUCUUUUUUAUA
Messenger RNA from Molossus molossus (Pallas's mastiff bat), 2272 nucleotides. RefSeq names its product zinc finger CCHC-type containing 10 (gene ZCCHC10). The transcript has 4 exons. Gene Ontology annotation, molecular function: nucleic acid binding; zinc ion binding. The record is from RefSeq and is a predicted model, not a curated record. The coding region runs from base 525 to 1055 and encodes 176 amino acids. Lineage: Eukaryota; Metazoa; Chordata; Mammalia; Chiroptera; Molossidae.